UUUAUGGAAGUAGGACAGAGAAACGUGAAACUACCUGCACUUUGAGAGGGAGAAAAGAGAGAAUUGCCCCAAAAUACAACAUGUUGAAAUAGCCUUAUUUGACGCUGCAUCAUUAUAUCGUCUCAACGUAAUAUCUAUGGACUGAUCAUUUUACAUGCAAAUAAACGAUUCGUAUGUACGCCAAUCUUAAUUUUAAAGGUUACAGUUAUACUGACUGCACGGAAUGACUCUCCUCAACAACAUCACCUUUCUACUUAGUGAGCAAUGAAGGAAUGAACAGUUUAUGAACGAAGAAGAUUGUGGAAUAAAGUGCACAUUAUAUGAGAUUCUGUAGUUCGGUCAAAGUUGAAAGGAUUAACGGGAUAUAGCAGAAUGCCUAAGGCAAAGCAGCCACGUGAUCGUCAUUUGACUUUUAAUGCUAGCCAUGAACUUGCCGAAGAAGAUCGAUCAUUCCUGAGAGUUGUAUCCUUGGGAAACUUUGCAAAGGUCCGAGAAAUCAUGGAGAAUAGUAGUGAUCCGAAGAAAUUGAUGCAGUUGACAGAUUUUAAAGAUUGCACGGCACUCGAGAUUGCGACUGAAGCAGAGCACUUUGAGAUCGUGGAAUACUUGGUGCAAGAAUUUGGCGAUCUUAUGGAUGAAAUACACCUCCAUGAAUGUCUUAUGCUGGCUAUUAGCAAGGGAUAUCUUCGCAUUACUCAAGUUAUCCUGAACCAUCCUCUUUCUGAUGUCAAAUUGAAAGGUACCUGUGGUCGCCAAGAUAGAUUUCAUUUCUACUUGACGAAAAACAACUCGAAGUUUGAUCGCGAUUUGACGCCACUGAUGCUUGCUGCACAGUGCAACGAAGCGGAAAUCAUCCGGCUCUUACUUGAUCGAGGAGAGUACAUUCAAGAACCACACGCUAUCUUCUGUAGCUGUAAAGAUUGUACAGAAGCUAAAGAAAACGACCCCUUAUUACGGUCGUUAGCUGGUUUGCAUACAUACCAGGCCCUGGGGAGUGAGGCGUAUAUCUGUUUGACGAGUCAUGAUCCUAUACUCACAGCUUUCCUGCUCAGUGAAAAACUCACAGAAUUAGCUUCCAUCGAAAAGGAAUUCAAGAAUGAAUACCGUGAGCUUGUGAAACGAUGCAAACAAUUCGCUUCAGAUCUGCUCGAUAUGUGUCAGACGACUGCAGAGGUUCAGACUAUACUCAAACAGGAAGCAACUACACAGGGAGAAGUCUUUGCUGCAGAAGGCGCCAAUACUCUUCGGAAGAGAAGGGGGGCAAAACCAAUAUUGCCUGAAAACGACUCGGACUUUUCCCUCCCGAGGUUGGAGCUAGCUAUCAAAUUUCGUCAAAAACAAUUCGUAGCACACCCUCACUGUCAGCAUCACCUAUCGACAUUGUGGUAUAAAGGCUUUCCUUCCAAGACCCGUCAAUGGCAUCCUCUUAUCAAAUGUUUGGCUACAGUAUGCAUGAUUGCUGCUAUACCAUUCCUAACGCUGGCUUACUGGAUCUGCCCUAACAAAGUCGGAGACUUUAUGCGAAGUCCAAGGACCAAGUUCAUGUUACAUGCAGCGAUGUACGUGACAUUCUUACUCAUCCUCUUCUUGGAGUCAGUGGUCUCUAAAGGAUUCCGGAAUGAUGAUCAUCAGGAUGAAUUCAUUAAAUCACAUAUGAAUUGCACUUACCUGUCACAAGCUGUUCGCAACCAGACAUUUCAUGAAGAUACCGCACCUAGACUCCGACCUGACUGUUUUUCACCCCUUCAGAUUUUGAUCGUUGUCUUUGUAAUGGGUAUGUUGUGGGCAGAGAUCAAGCAGAUCUUCCGGGAAGGAUACAAGAUUUAUCUUCAGUCACUAUGGAACUGGAUCGACAUCGCAAUGCUCAACAUUCUCAUCUCCUCAAUCUCCAUUCGAGCUAUUGUGGUCUACAAGGUUACCAACUCGAUGGCAUAUUUCGAUGAAAAUGUCGAUGCAUGUGAAGAUGAAAAUGGUCAGGCAACAAAACAUCUCCGCUGGCUCUUAGCAGACCGAACGCUUUGGGACCAGUACGACCCAACACUAAUCGCCGAAGCACUGUACGCUAUUGCAAACGUGUUGAGUUUCUCUCGUCUCCUGUACAUCCUACCCGUCAAUGAAUUCCUUGGCCCUCUCAAUAUCUCACUUCAGAAGAUGGUUGGUCAGAUUCUUCGGUUCUUCUCUGUCUUCAUCGUCGUCUUCUUGGCCUUUUUCUGCGCUCUCACCAAUCUCUACCGAAACUACCCACAAGAAUCAAACUUUAGAGGGUAUGUGAACGCCAUCCAGACAUUAAUCUGGGCUCUCUUCGGUCUCAGUGAUGCUGCAGACGUUUCUUAUCCUAGUGAUGCCCCAUGUGAUCAGGAGUCAUGUGGUCAGAAGACCACUGAGUUAGUCGGUGUUUGUUUAUACAUGGCCUAUCAUUUAGUCAUGGCAUUAGUCAUGCUCAAUAUGCUUAUUGCCAUGAUGUCAACCUCUUUUCAAGAGAUCCACGAUGAUGAAGAUGUUGAAUGGAAGUUUGCACGCUCUCAGCUUUGGAUGUCAUAUUUUGAACGGGGUGCUACUCUGCCUCUUCCUAUGAAUAUUAUUCCUAGUCCCAAGUCUAUCUACUACUUCUUCAAGUGGUUAAAGAAAACCCUCUGCCCUAACUGCGGCAAAAAGAAUAUUACUAUGACACAGGAUUUACAGCAAUUGCCAAGGCGACCCGGAAUCCGCAAACAAGUGAGCACUCAUGAAAGCCUUAUGAAGACAGUUAUCAAGAGGUACCUCUUCAAACUCCAGAACGAUAAAGAGGGUGAAGAAGGAGCAGAAGGUGAACUAGAAGAAAUCAAAAAUGACAUCUCUAGCUUUCGCUUUGAGGUGAUGGAAAGGAUGAAACACCUGGACCCGCACGGUGGUGGUGGUGGUGGCAGUCCGAAUGUGACUUUCUCUCCAACAUCAGCUCCAGUGUUUCAGGAAAGAAAUCGAACAGAUUCAACGGCUAGCAACAAGCAAGAUAUCAUGUUUCGUAAAAUGUACAUGCUAGAAAACCGUGUUGAAAAAAUGAUGGACUCUCUGGCAAACUUUUUUGCGCAAACCAACGAGGCUUUGAGAUCGGAUGUGAUGGCAGACGAGACCGUUUAUAAGUCACUCCGAAGACAGUCGGAUGAGGGAACAAAGGUUGAUUCAUGUAAGACACAUUAAAUAAUGGCCAACUGUGUAUACAAUCCCAGGCUUAUUAGAUAUAUGUGUAUCUAUAAUUUUCCAAACAAAUUGAUGGCAGAAUGUCGGCCAUUUUCGCAAAUUUGAUGAUGUGACUGUUAUUGGACCAACAUGGGAAACUAAGCAUUGAGCAAAAGCAACAAUUAUCAUUAUCUUCCCCUUUAAAUCCCACAACAAAACAUGAAAAUAUAUUGUAACCAUUAUUUUAGGAAGUAAAAAAACAUGGGCUCACGAGCAGAAAUUGCCUAGAGCUAUCAUCCCUUCUCGAAUCAACUUCAGAAACGAUUUUUAAAAACUAAGAAAUGGUAUCCUCUGCAGUACCCAAGGGCCCCAGCUCCAUUGGCCAAAGAGCCUAACUGGAUAUUGCCUGUGCAAGGGAGAGAGAGAGAGGGAAAGGGAGAGAUCAAUGUCUUUGCAUUAUUUAUCAUUAUGUAGCGUUUAAAGUUUAUUUAAAUUAAUGAAAAUUGACUACCUCGCUGGCCGAAUAUUUGGUGACGUUCGGGGGGGGGGGGG
Messenger RNA from Strongylocentrotus purpuratus (purple sea urchin), 3708 nucleotides. RefSeq names its product short transient receptor potential channel 3. The record is from RefSeq and is a predicted model, not a curated record. The transcript is spliced from 15 exons. The coding region runs from base 373 to 3177 and encodes 934 amino acids. Gene Ontology annotation, cellular component: cation channel complex; membrane. NCBI's taxonomy places the organism in Eukaryota, Metazoa, Echinodermata, Echinoidea, Camarodonta, Strongylocentrotidae. Gene Ontology annotation, molecular function: protein binding; store-operated calcium channel activity; inositol 1,4,5 trisphosphate binding. Gene Ontology annotation, biological process: calcium ion transmembrane transport; regulation of cytosolic calcium ion concentration; manganese ion transport.